AUGACAAAGUCCAGCGUGCGUGUAAUUGAGUUAGGUCUUAGUAGAACUAUUAGCCUCUUCUACGCCAAAUGGGGGUGCCCCGGGGAGACCUACUUUAGCGAAUUGUCGAUGGAUCUAGAAGCCGAUCUUUCCAUAGAUACAACUUACGCCUACUAUCUCUCGGCCACAUUUAUUCCCCUAGCAAGCCGGAGACAUUCGCUUAUUUUAGAAUGGAGCCUGAAGCUUACCUUAGUUAUAGCGCAGACGCAAACUGAACGAAAGAAGAUUUACCCUAGACUCGCUGUCAAGGGGAUUGCGGCUGUUAGACCCAUAUUGGAUAUGUACGGGCAGAUUCGCGGCAAAACUACGCUCUUCGGCUCACUUGAUACAGGAGCGAGGAUGUCUUUCGGAAAGGCUGAAGUCUUUUGGCCUCAGGAAGAUGAUAUGCAAGAAAAAUUCUCAAACUUACUCGGUCUUGAGAGUAAAACUGAAUCUCCCGCCCCGGGUACAGUUGAACCAGUUUUCCACACUGGAGUCGCCGUCGAUGCACAGAUUGAUGUUCUCAUCAUCCCACAAGCCAGCAUUCGUAUCAAGAUCGGUGGUGGUAAGAUAGUUGCGGGUAAAACCUUAAUGGAUGCUCAGCUAAGUGGCUAUGUGAAGUGCGGGCACAAAGAAGAUACAAGGUAUCUAGACAAUGAUAAGGUGUACAUGGGCCAUGUUGUGGAAUUAAAAGAGUAA
This is a messenger RNA of Penicillium egyptiacum, 717 nucleotides long. NCBI's taxonomy places the organism in Eukaryota, Fungi, Ascomycota, Eurotiomycetes, Eurotiales, Aspergillaceae. The record is from the annotation of a GenBank genome assembly.